Molecule: messenger RNA, 570 nt
Organism: Phyllostomus hastatus (greater spear-nosed bat)
Lineage: Eukaryota; Metazoa; Chordata; Mammalia; Chiroptera; Phyllostomidae
Product: ubiquitin-conjugating enzyme E2-17 kDa-like
Exons: 2
Coding region: 1-570 (189 amino acids)
Source: RefSeq, a predicted model, not a curated record
AUGGAGGAGGAAGAGAUGGAGGAGCCAGGGAUGGAGGAGCCAGGGAUGGAGGAGGCAGACAUGGAGGUGCCAGGGACCAGCGGGACACAGGAUGCCCGGACACGGCCCGUUCCCGUGGACACGUCCACGGCUGUAAAGCGCCUAAAGAAGGAACUGACGGACAUCACUAAGGACCCCCCUCUCACAUGCUCUGCGGGGCCAGUGGGAAAUGACAUUUUCACAUGGAGGGGGAUCAUCAUGGGUCCCCCCAACAGCCCCUAUGAGGGAGGGGUCUUCUCCCUAAACAUACACUUUCCAUGCGAGUACCCCUUUCACCCUCCGUGGGUUUACUUCACCACCCGGAUAUACCACCCCAAUAUCGACAGAAGAGGACAUAUCCAUUUAGAUAUUCUUAAGUCCCAAUGGUCUCCCACACUGACUACAUCCAAAGUAUUAUUGUCCAUCAGCUCCAUGCUCUGCAACCCUAACCUUGAUAAUGCCUUAAUUCCAUCUAUUGCCAGAAUGUAUUUAAAGAACAGGGACAAAUAUAAUACUAUGGCACAAGCUUGGACAAGAAAAUAUGCCAUGUGA